GCCGUUGGCUCUCGCGCGCGAAAUGUGGGUUUCAGGUGUCUCCAAUUAUCCCCUCCCUUGCUCCAGUAACUUUCUCAGGCGAUUCAAUGGCGGGCGAGAAGUUGGAGCUCUCGGUUUCAGAGCAGACACCCUAGAAACAUACAGAGCUAAUGAAGUCGAGAGCGAAGCAGCCAAGAAGAAGAAGGUGGUAAUAGUUGGGUCUGGUUGGCCAGGACUUGGUGCUGCUCACCACCUCUCUAAGCAGGGCUUUGAUGUUACACUCCUUCAAGCUACUAGUUGCUCUGGUUCUCUUGUAACGGGUCAGAAAAAUGCUGCGGCUCCUUCAUCAGAGAUUGGAAUCCCAGGUUUUCGGUGCCCCUACCAUAACAUUUUCUGUCUCAUUGAUGAACUUGGUAUCCAGCCCUUCACGAAAUGGACUAAGUCAGCACAAUAUUCCCCAGAGGGUGUGGAGGUUGAAACUCCAAUUUUUCAGGAUUUGCCUCGCUUACCUACGCCCCUAGGAGCCUUAUUUUACCCACUGUUCCCUCAUCUUCCUUCGGUUGACCGCCUGACUUCAGUCCCUCUCUUAUCAGCAGUCAUUGAUUUUGAUAACACAGAUGUAGCGUGGAGAAAAUAUGACAUGAUGACUGCAAGGGAGCUUUUCAAACAGCUUGGCUGCUCAGAAAGGCUAUAUAGGAACGCGCUAAAUCCAUUGCUUCUGGUUGGCUUGUUUGCUCCUGGGGAGCAAUGUAGUUCAGCUGCAACCUUGGGAAUGCUUUCCUAUUUCUUUGCUCAUCAGCAAGAUUUUGAUGUCGUAUAUUGUCGUGGGGUUGUUGGUGAGAAAAUUUUUAAGCCGUGGAUGGAGUCCAUAAAAAUGAAUGGUUGCCGAUUCCUUGAGAAUAGAAAAGUCACUGACUUUUUAUUAGAUGGGACAACAGGGAAUAUUUUGGAGGUAGUUUGCGGGAAUGAAAAGUUUCUGGCUGAUUCUGUUGUGUUAGCUCUUGGAAUCUCUGACCUUCAGCAGAUUAUUAUGAAUAGCUCAGUGCUACAAAUGCGAGAGGAGUUUUUGAAUGUUUUGAACCUGCGUGCCAUUGAUGUGGUUACAGUUCGUCUCUGGCUGGACAGGAAGGUUAAAAUUCCAAAGGCAAGCAAUACUUGCUCUGGCUUUAAUGAUUCAAUGGGAUGGGCUUUCUUUGAUCUGACUCUGCUUCAUGAUGAGUAUAAAGAUGAACCUGGUACAGUUAUAGAGGCUGAUUUUUAUCACGCAAACCAAUUUUUGCCGCUAAAGGAUGAGGUGAUUGUCGGAAAAGUGAAGUCUUACCUUGCAAGAUGCAUCAAUGAGUUUGAAGUGGCUGCUGUGGUAGACCAAGUUGUUGUCAGAUUUCCUAAAUCAGUAACUCAUUUCUUCCCUGGCUCAUACAAGUACAUGUUGCGUGGAUCGACAGGUUUUUCCAACUUAUUUAUGGCAGGUGACUGGAUAAUCACUCGCCAUGGUUCUUGGUCACAGGAGAAGGCAUAUGUGACUGGAUUGGAGGCUGCCAACCGGGUCAUCGAUUACCUUGGAGAAGGGAAGUUUGCUAGAAUUAUAGCAGUCGAGGAAGACGAACCUCAUGUUCAAGCAUUGCGCAGCCUUGGCAGAAACAUUAAUGAUUUGAGGACACAGGUGCCUUUCUCAGAUUUUUUCCUUUAGUUUCUAUCUCAAAAUUUUCAUGAAGUUAUUUGUGUAUAAGAUCCUGCUUCACCUUGCACUGAAAAGAAGAGGGAAAAGAAAAGAAACCCACAUCUUUGUAAUCGAAUUGUUUAAAUUGGUGUAUUGCUAAGAGUCAAUCAACCAUACUAACUUUUAUUUUCUUUGAAGAAAAAUCUGUUUCUUCUGUUCAUAUUCAAUAAAAUAAGGUGGAGUUCUGCAAUAAAA
This is a messenger RNA of Amborella trichopoda, 1894 nucleotides long. RefSeq lists its product as uncharacterized. NCBI's taxonomy places the organism in Eukaryota, Viridiplantae, Streptophyta, Magnoliopsida, Amborellales, Amborellaceae. Gene Ontology annotation, molecular function: oxidoreductase activity. The record is from RefSeq and is a predicted model, not a curated record.